Messenger RNA from Aegilops tauschii subsp. strangulata, 1817 nucleotides. Its product is annotated as amino acid transporter AVT1I. Gene Ontology annotation, molecular function: L-amino acid transmembrane transporter activity. The record is from RefSeq and is a predicted model, not a curated record. Gene Ontology annotation, cellular component: vacuolar membrane. Lineage: Eukaryota; Viridiplantae; Streptophyta; Magnoliopsida; Poales; Poaceae. Gene Ontology annotation, biological process: amino acid transmembrane transport.
AGGUAGGGUUCCCUUUUAUACAGCCGCAGCCGCAGCGCCACAUGCUCCUGUGCUCUCCACCGUGCCCCUGCCUGUUCCAUCCGUCGCGUGCGUGCGUGCCCCGUCGAGGAGAUUUGGUCUUUGCUAGAGCUUAGAGGAGCCGUCGCCUAGAGGUAGAGGUAGGAUAAGAAUAAGAUGGCCAUUGGCGGAGCGGCGCCGCACGACUCGCCGGGCGGGCUACCGGACUUCGAGAAGCCCCUGCUCCACGCGCACGGUGGCCUGCAAGCCGGCAAGGACCCCGCGGCGGCGCACGACCACGAGGCGCAGUGCUCGCCGGAGGCCGGCGGCGCGACGUCCCUGCGCACAUGCUUCAAUGGCCUCAACGCCCUCUCCGGCGUGGGGCUGCUGUCCAUCCCGUACGCGCUGGCGGAGGGCGGGUGGCUCAGCCUGGUGCUGCUCCUCCUCGUCGCCAUCGUCUGCUGCUACACCGGCCAGCUCCUGCGGACGUGCAUGGGCGCGUCGCCGGACGUGCGCGGCUACCCGGACAUCGGCGCGCUCGCCUUCGGGGCCAAGGGCCGCUUCGCCGUCUCGGCCUUCAUGUACGCCGAGCUCUACCUCGUCGCCAUCGGCUUCCUCAUACUGGAGGGGGACAACCUGGACAAGCUGUUCCCGGGCACCAGCCUCAGCCUCGGCGGCGUGCUCGUCCUCUCCGGCAAGCACCUCUUCAUCGUGCUCGUGUCCAUCUUCAUCCUGCCCACCACGUGGCUGAGGAACCUGGGCGUGCUCGCCUACGUGUCGGCCAGCGGCGUGCUCGCGUCCGUCGUGCUGGUCUUCUGCGUGCUCUGGGCCGCCGUGGUCGACGGCGUCGGGUUUCAGGGGAAAGGGACCAUGCUCAAUGUCAGCGGCCUACCUACUGCGCUCGGGCUCUACACUUUCUGCUACUGCGGCCAUGCCAUAUUCCCGACAUUGUGCAAUUCCAUGAAGGAAAAGGACAAGUUCUCCAAGGUACUAGUCAUAUGCUUCGUCGCAUGCACCCUCAACUACGGAUCCAUGGCCAUACUGGGCUACCUCAUGUACGGCGACGACGUCGAGUCUCAGGUGACCCUGAACCUCCCGGAGGGCAAGCUCAGCUCCAAGCUAGCAAUCUACACGGCGCUGAUCAACCCAUUCUCAAAGUACGCUCUGAUGGUGACCCCCGUCGCGACAGCGGUCGAAGAGAAGCUGCUUGCCGGCAACAAGAGGUCCCUCAACAUGCUCAUCAGGACCUUCAUCGUCAUCAGCACGGUCAUCGUGGCCCUCACCGUCCCCUUCUUCGGCCACCUCAUGGCGCUCGUCGGCUCGCUGCUCAGCGUCAUGGCCUCCAUGCUGCUCCCCUGCAUCUGCUACCUCAAAAUCUUCGGCACGGCGAGGUGUAGCAGGGCUGAGGUCGCGCUGAUCGUCAUGAUCAUCGUUCUCGGCUCCUUGGUUGCCGCAAGUGGGACUUACUCUUCUCUGCAGAAGAUCAUUCACGAGUUCUGAAGCCAAGUGCUCCACGAGUUCAGACGAUGGUAACACCCCUGUCCGUAUGGUUGGUGUUCUGUGGCAAUGCAAAAUUUCCAACAGCGCGUCUGCACUGAACAGCAGCUACGCAGUGUUGUCCUGUCAUGGCAGGUUGUAGAUGAGGCAGGGAUAGUACAGAACAGAUAGUUCUACGCUCAAAUGUACGUAUGUUUGAGAUGAGUAUUUCUGUUUCUAGUAAAGCAGGUAACUGCGUGCUGUUGUAGGACGGUACUGCAUCGGCGUUCCACUGUAAAAAUUCAGAUGCACUGGAUCAUUUUAUUGUAGUUGUGCGGAUUUCA